AUGGAUAAGCACUUGGAGAUCCUCGCGAAGGUCCACGUGGAGACGCGCUUCUUCAAGCUGAACGCGGAAAAGGCCCCUUUCUUCAGCGCGAAGCUGAGGGUUUGGCAGCUGCCGACUUUGGCCCUCUUCCGCAGCGGGGUGUCUGUACACUCCAUUAUAGGGUUUGCGGAAUUGGCCAAUAAAGAUAAUUUCAAAACCAAAACCCUCGAGCGCCUCCUCAAGAAAUACGGAGUCUGCGAGGACCCCCUCAGGCAAAUAUCCAGCGGCUCUGAAGACUCUGAUGAAGACAAAUAA
Messenger RNA from Eimeria tenella, 294 nucleotides. RefSeq lists its product as uncharacterized. NCBI's taxonomy places the organism in Eukaryota, Apicomplexa, Conoidasida, Eucoccidiorida, Eimeriidae. The record is from RefSeq and is a predicted model, not a curated record. The coding region runs from base 1 to 294 and encodes 97 amino acids. The transcript has 3 exons. Gene Ontology annotation, cellular component: cytoplasm.